AUGAAGCUCUAUUUAUUCAAUGCCAUUACUGUCGCAAUCUCUCUUGCGGUUGCCAUCGCGGCUACUCCUGCUCCAGUCCAGGCCGAGAGGGGCGAACUCGAAACUGAUGGCCGGGGCGGGUACAACCGCGUGAGGUCCCCAGAGGCUACACCCGCUGUCGACGCUAUGAAGAGAGCUGAAUUGGAAGAUGACGCUGGGAGAGGAGGAUAUAAUAAGCGAGCUGACGCUGAGGCGGAUGGACGUGGCGGCUACAACAAGCGUAGCGAAGCCGAGACUGGCGGGCGAGGCGGAUAUAACAAACGUAGUAGAUGGGGCGGAUAUGAUAUACGUUCCGAUCUCGAAGGAGACGGCCGUGGUGGAUACAACAAGAGAGCUGAUCAGACCAACGGCAGAGGUGGCUACAACAAACGAUCUGAGCUCGAGACCGACGGAAGGGGUGGUUACAAUAGGAGAACCGACUUGGAGAGCGACGGAAGGGGUGGCUACAACUGA
Messenger RNA from Stereum hirsutum FP-91666 SS1, 492 nucleotides. RefSeq lists its product as uncharacterized. The record is from RefSeq and is a predicted model, not a curated record. The transcript is spliced from 9 exons. Lineage: Eukaryota; Fungi; Basidiomycota; Agaricomycetes; Russulales; Stereaceae. The coding region runs from base 1 to 492 and encodes 163 amino acids.